Messenger RNA from Helianthus annuus (common sunflower), 1635 nucleotides. Its product is annotated as transcription factor DIVARICATA. The coding region runs from base 517 to 1443 and encodes 308 amino acids. Lineage: Eukaryota; Viridiplantae; Streptophyta; Magnoliopsida; Asterales; Asteraceae. The transcript is spliced from 2 exons. Gene Ontology annotation, molecular function: DNA binding. The record is from RefSeq and is a predicted model, not a curated record.
CACAAUAAAAUAGCAGCUACUUCUUUUUAAAUUACAGUGCCCACAACACCUUCUCCUCCAAUCAUAAUCCACCACCUUCUCUCUCUAGAUUUAUUUUCUUGGAGAAGUUUGCUUUUCCCUUCUCAAUUUCAUCAUCUCUUUUCUAUUUUCCAACACAUAAUCCAUAAAUCUUUCUCAUUUUAGAGACAGAUUUAACUGAAUUCUGUUUAUUUUCCUUACCUUUUCAAGCUUUUAAGCAAAUCUUCUUUGCCUACAUACCAUAUAACCCUCUUUCCCCUGUUCUAGUUUUAGAUAUUAUGAAAGGGUUCCCCUGUUCUUGAUCAAAGUUGUAGAAACAUUCACCAAUUUGAUUUUGAAAAAGUGGGUCUUUUAAAGAUUCUUAAGGUGAUUAAAGGGUUAAAGUGAAAAACCGGUUCUUGAUUGAUUUAACCCUCUUAAUUGUGCUAUAAAACAUUAGCUCCCCUGUUUUUCAAUCUGUAGAAGAGUUGAGUUCAAUUUGAAGAAAAUUGAGCUUGAAUGAAGUGGGAAACCGAUAUCGUAUCGAACUCGACAAGUUUGAUGAUGGAUGAGAGCUUAAAGAGCACAAUUUGGAAUCCGGUUGAGAAUAAAUUGUUCGAAAAUGCUCUGGCGAAGUUCGAUAACGACACGCCUGAUCGAUGGCAGCGGGUGGCGGAGAUGGUUCCUGGGAAGACGGUAGCGGAUGUGAUCCGGCAGUAUAAGGAGUUGGAAGAUGAUGUUAGUAGUAUUGAAGCAGGGUUUUAUCCGAAAUAUAGGUAUAAUAAUAAUAAUAAUAAUAAUAAUAACAUUAGUAUUAACAUUAACAACACUUGUCCUUUUAGUUUAGAGUGGGUGAACAGUCAUGGGUUUGAUCAGAGCAAAUCUCCGACUUGUGCUAGCGGAGGGAUGAGGUCUCCGCUGGCUGGGGCGGCUGGGGUGACCUCCAGCCGCCCUCUUGAACAAGAACGGAAAAAAGGAGUUCCUUGGACCGAAGAAGAGCAUAAAUUGUUUCUUUUGGGGCUAAAAAAAUAUGGAAAAGGCGAUUGGCGAAACAUAUCGCGAAAUUAUGUCGUGACAAGAACACCGACACAGGUUGCAAGCCACGCUCAAAAGUAUUUCAUCCGACAGCUUUCGGGUGGGAAAGAUAAACGGAGAGCGAGCAUUCAUGAUAUAACAACGGUUAAUGUCAACGAAAGUCAACUUUCUUCACCAAAGAACCGAAGAACAUCUCCUGAGCAAUGUAAAUUUCAGUGGAAUCAGCCUAGUAGUGCAUCUACAGGAUUCCAGCAAACAAAUGGUAACAACUUCACUUCUUCCCAGUACAUAGGUAAUGUGGGGUUUAGAACGGGUGGUAGCGGCGGCAGUGGUGGUUUAAACGAAUUUUACGCUGUACCGGACAGCAUGGUUUUUCGGAUGCAACCCGCGAUGCAUUACCCUUAUGGAUGAUCAAAUGUUUAACGUAUGUAGUGAUUUUGCAAAUGGUUGAUUUCUUUUGGUUUGAUUUGAGUAGUUUUCUUGUAUGUUUUUUUUCAUGUGUUUUUGGUAUAUCUCUUAUGGUGUUAUCUAUCUAUGAUGUGAAUAUUAGAGUUGUUUAGCACCUUAUGAUUAUGAUGCUCCAUCUACUUUGCUCUAUAACAA